GGAGCGCGUCUGGGCGCCGCGGUCGCGUGACGCGUUUUCAAAUCUUUAACCGCCGCGGCUCCCACGUAAGGAGCUUCAACCCCUUCCUGCUCCGAAGCUCCGCGCCGGAACCGGCGCUGAAACUCAGCCAGCGGACGCGGCCCCCUCACCGCGGCAGCGGGCGAGCCUUGGAGCUUUGUGUUCGCGGCCGUCCCAUGCGGCACCCGGUGAGGACCCAGCAUGUAGGUUCCUGGUGGCUGCCAUGAACCUCGAGACCAUGAGGAUCCACAGCAAAACCCCUCUCCCGGGUGGCGUCCAAGACAAAAAUGAAAAGAACAGACCGUUUUUGAAGUCCCUGAAAGCCGAUAAUAGACUGGAAAAAUCCAAAUAUAAGCCGUUUUGGGGAAAAAUAUUUUACCUUGACUUGCCUUCUAUCAUAUGUGAAAAACUACAAAAAGAUAUAAAGGAUCUUGGAGGGCGAGUUGAAGAAUUUCUCAGCAAAGAUAUCAGUUAUCUUGUUUCAAAUAAAAAGGAAGCAAAGUACGCACAAACAUUGGGUCGAAUUUCUCCUGUACCAAGUCCAGAAUCUGCACACACCGCCGAGAACACCUCACCUCAUCCCAGCCACGAUGGAAGUUUCUUUAAGUCUCCAGACAGAGUGUGUUUGAGCCGAGGCAAGUUAUUAGCUGAAAAGGCUGUCAAGGAUCAUGAUUUUAUUCCUGUUAAUAGUAUAUUAUCAAAUGCCUUAUCAUGGGGAGUAAAGAUUCUUCAUAUUGAUGAGAUUAGAUACUACAUUGAACAGAAGAAGAAAGAAAUAUGUGCACUCAAGAAAUCAAGUACUUCUGUGAGGGAUGCGGGAAAAAAAACUGGAACUGCAGUACAAAAGACAAGAAUAGGGAGACUCAAAAAGCCCUUUUUAAAGGUUGAAGAUGUGAACCGGUCUUAUAGGCCGUUUUACCUUCAGCUGACCAGUAUGCCUUUUAUAAACUUCUUUAUUCAGAAGCCUUGCAGUCCAUUUGAUGUGGAUAAGCCAUCCAGCAACCAAAAGCAAGCUCAGCCUAAACUCAGAAUUAAUACAGAUGGCGAUAAAUACGGUGGAACCCCAGUUCAACUCCAGUUGAAGGAAAAGAGAAAAAAAGGAUAUUGUGAAUGUUGCUUGCAGAAAUAUGAAGAUCUCGAAGCUCACCUUCUCAGUGAGAAACACAAAAACUUUGCACAGAGUAACCACUAUCAAGUUGUUGAUGAUAUUGUAUCUAAUUUAGUUUUUGAUUUUGUGGAAUAUGAAAGAGACACACCUAAAAAGAAAAGAGUAAGGUACAGUGCUGGAUCCCUUUCUCCUGUUUCUGUAAGUGUCCUAAGAAGCACUGAAGCAAAGGAGAAGCUCCCCUUGCUUUCCCCCAUUUCCCAGAAGGACAGGGCAGAAAGCAGUGGGCAACUGCCCGAGCAGAGUUUUCACUAUGAAGAAGCCCGGAAACCUGAACGAAAGCUUAUGUUUGCUUCAGAACCCAUGUCCUACUCUUCAGCUGGAUUGAAAGGAUGUGAUGAGAAAGCAGUGAGCAUGUUAAAUGCAAGUGAACCUGACAGAAAACCGAAUUUUACACAGCUACCUCCACAUAAAAAUAAACAGGAAAGAAUUGUUGAUGUUUUUGAACACAAAUUCACUAUAAAUAGAAAUGAUGUCGAACAGAGGAUAGGUGCCACUCCGGGUGUGCCACAGUCAUGUGUACUAGAUUCCUAUCUCAGUAUGGAAAACAGUCCACCCCAACCAAAAUUAACAGCAGAUGUUACACAUUUUUCAACAAAAGAUCUGCAAGAAAAGGACCUUCAUUUUGUGUUUGGUCAUGAUUCUGACCUGGUGACAUUAAAUACAUCAAAAGAACAUCCAGCAGUGAAGGCUAGAACUCCAUCCUGUAGUCCUCAGGAACCUGAUAAAUGUGACACUGAGACUAUGGAUAAUUUGCCUUGUGGUAAGAUCCAGCGGAAAGUGAGAAUACUACUAGGGCAAAAGAAGAAAUACAAGGAACCACAGGCUGAAUUGGGUGAAAAAAGAACUGAGUAUCUGCCUGUACAUGAAGACAGAACUUGUGGGUCACCUGUACAGUCUCUACUGGACCUCUUUCAGACAAGUGGAGAGAAAUCAGAAUUUUUAGGCUUUACAAGCUAUACUGAAAACAGUGGGAUAUGUGAUGUUUUAGAUAUUUGGGGGGAAGAAAAUUCAAGUAGUCUGCUAUCAACAUUUUUCUCUUCUCCUUCAACUUCUACAUUCGUUGGAUUUUAGUAUUUAAUGUGCUUUCCAGAAAUGACAGUUAUAUUCCUAAAUUUUUAUUAAUACAUAUAUAAUUCUUAGGAGUUGUAGGAAGUUUGUUUUGGUUUUACCAAUUUCGUUUAUAGAGUCAUCUGUAAAUAUUAAGAUGUUUGUAA
Acomys russatus (golden spiny mouse) is the source of this 2400-nucleotide messenger RNA. It is a transcript of the gene Dbf4, whose product is annotated as DBF4 zinc finger. Gene Ontology annotation, biological process: regulation of cell cycle phase transition; positive regulation of nuclear cell cycle DNA replication. The transcript is spliced from 12 exons. NCBI's taxonomy places the organism in Eukaryota, Metazoa, Chordata, Mammalia, Rodentia, Muridae. The record is from RefSeq and is a predicted model, not a curated record. Gene Ontology annotation, molecular function: zinc ion binding; protein serine/threonine kinase activator activity; nucleic acid binding. Bases 242 to 2257 code for a protein of 671 amino acids. Gene Ontology annotation, cellular component: nucleus; Dbf4-dependent protein kinase complex.